Pocillopora meandrina is the source of this 411-nucleotide messenger RNA. The record is from the annotation of a GenBank genome assembly. Lineage: Eukaryota; Metazoa; Cnidaria; Anthozoa; Scleractinia; Pocilloporidae.
AUGGCUCGUACCAAGCAAACUGCGCGUAAAUCUACUGGCGGUAAAGCACCCCGUAAACAGCUUGCCACAAAAGCCGCCAGAAAGAGUGCUCCUGCAACUGGUGGUGUUAAGAAACCCCAUCGUUACAGGCCUGGAACUGUUGCCCUCCGUGAGAUUCGUCGCUACCAGAAGUCCACCGAACUGCUUAUCCGCAAACUGCCUUUCCAGCGUCUCGUGCGUGAAAUCGCCCAAGAUUUCAAGACCGACUUGCGUUUCCAAAGCUCAGCAGUGAUGGCUCUCCAAGAAGCCAGCGAGGCAUACCUUGUUGGUCUCUUUGAGGACACCAACUUGUGUGCAAUCCACGCAAAGCGAGUUACUAUUAUGCCGAAAGACAUCCAGCUCGCCCGCCGAAUCCGAGGGGAACGCGCUUAA